Molecule: messenger RNA, 3090 nt
Organism: Mesocestoides corti
Lineage: Eukaryota; Metazoa; Platyhelminthes; Cestoda; Cyclophyllidea; Mesocestoididae
Source: the annotation of a GenBank genome assembly
GGCGUGGUUAGCGGGAUGCCGAUUACCAAUACUUACCGUAGGUAUACGCCUGAUGCAACUUUUGGGCUUGUUGCAAACGACUCUGUUCCCAUAAAAUACAUUAAGGACACUCAUGGGAAGUCUGGAAAGUGCUGCGUUACUGGGACCGGCUCGUCAGUUUCUGUUUGGAACCUUCGCACCUCCCUUCCCAAUGAGGAAGCAUCGUUCCGUGCAGGAUCUCACCGAGUUACAUCUCUAGAUCUAUCCAGCUCCUGCGUUGCUUGUGCAGCGGAAUCUGAAUUGCAUGUCAUGGACAUUGUUUCGGGCGGAGGCUUUCGCUUAAAAGGUCAUAGGGGCGCCAUAACUUCAGUAAAACUCUUGCAACAUAGAAAUAUGUUGAUAUCAGGCGGGCGUGACACCUUCAUAAAAUUUUGGUGUCUGAAAACACAACAUUGUUUUCUUACUCUUACCGGGCACCCUGGUCCCGUGUGGGAUUUCGCUUUAUCUGUCGACCAGAAAACUCUCAUUAGUGGGAGCUCUGAUGCUUCUUUGCGUCUCUGGAAGAUUAAGUAUAAUAACCGCGCUACCGACCGAAGCGAAAGCGACUUCCUUAGUAAGCCCGACGUUGAACUGCGUGCUAAAGACAAUCUUGCACAAGCCCUUCCACUGACAGACUAUAGCUCAUUGUUAGAAAUAGACUUCCGUGGUACCAUUCCUCGAAAGUCUAUCAGACGCGUGUUCUCCUUGACUUUCGACCCAAGUGGCCGUUAUUUAGUCUCCCAGACCCUAGACAAGACUCUGGAAAUAUAUGUCGUGCUUUCUGAAGCCGAACGCCAGUCGCGUCUAAGGAAGAAGCAGAAGAAGGCCAGGAAAACAGGAAACUCGGACCCAUCGUCGGUGGAGUUGAAAGCCGAAGAUGAAGUGCGAUGUAUUUUCAGGAUUUCCCUUCCCACCAAACUUUCUUCAUGCGAUCUCCGAUUGUCACAUUUCAAUGUCAGAAAUCCCCAGAACUCCGCCGCUAACAGUGAAGGCCAGCUUCGCAUCACGAUCUUGCACGUACCAUCGUCCAUUGGUGUUUCUUUUGUAACUCUUAAGCUUCUCUGCUCAUACCGGAACAAUUUGGUGGAGGAGUUCAGUCUGAAGGUUCCGCCCACACUCCCGACUCGGCCGAUAUUCCUUAGUGGUGGUCGAGUGGCAAAAAUGCACGAAAGAGGAAACGAGCGGGCGGUGGAGUCAGACAGCGAGCUGCGCCUCUCCAGUCGCAUCUCCAAUCCCGGCCACCGCUCGUACCCUCUUGGCUGUCAGAUCACUGAAGACGGCUCUGGGGUUUUCACCUUGGCGCGUAGCGAGGGCAAGUUGUGGAACCGCGAAAAUCUCUCCUGUCUGGCAACAAUAGACUGGAGCUCUGUAGAACUGAAAAGCACCAAGUCUUCGCUCGUUGACGAAUCGGAUGCAGACGAGGAAGAAGGGAAGUCGAGGGGAACCGCAGACUGGAAGAGGGAUCCAUUGAAGGCGUUGAAAGCCUCGGCAUUUGUGCUGGCCCCUGGCAAUCGACAUGUUGUCAUUGGAUUUGAGUCUGGAGUAAUCUGCUUGUUCGACUUGCUUUUGAAGAGGUCGAUUCAGACCGUAGACGAUGCCCAUGCCGGUGCGGUACGAAGCCUCAUUCUCACAGGUGAUCGUAAAGGCGUUAUUUCAGGCACUGCAAAUUCCAAAGUGGGCUUCUGGAAUUUCGACUUGGAACUGGUCCCCAGAAGUGCGCCCCGCCUGUGCCUGAAGGCAGUUCGUCAGCCUGAAUCGGUCACCGACCAGGUGACGGCUUUAGCCGCCACCCCCGACAACCGACUUAUCGCCGUAGCCAUGGUCAACCUCCAUGUUGACGUCUACUUCGCGGACUCAUUCAAGAGAGUGCACAGCCUCUACGGGAUGUCCGCGCCGGUGACGUGCAUGGACGUCUCAGACGACAGCCGUCUGCUCAUUACAGGCAGUGGCGACAAGACCGUUCGUCUGUGGGAGCUGCAGUUCGGCAACUGCUUGCGUCGCUUUGUGGAACACACCGACCCGAUCACAGCCGUGAAGUUUAUGCGCAGUUCCACUCUCGCCUUCUCGGCUGAUCUUGGCGGUGUAAUUCGCGAAUGGGACGUGAAGAAGCUGCAGGAGGUCUGCACACUAAAGGGUCACGAAGGUGGUGUUACUGGUCUCUCAACCCUCCCCACUCGACCAGGCCUCGGGAAACAAAUGAAAGACAACCGUUCUCGUUCUCAGCCCAAGCGUGGCCGACGAGAAGCCGAUAAUGCGGAUGACGAAGACGCCGACGACGAUGACUUCGAGGCGGACGUGUGCGGAGGCGUUGUCGUUUCAACGGGGCGUGACUUCUCCUGUCGGGUCUGGCUCGAGUCCGAGGAGCUGUUGGUGCUGGAGGAGGAGGCGGAGUUGGCUCGGGAGGCCGCGGAGGACGAACUGGAACUGGGUCGUUCCGAGGCUGUCGUUCCUGGUGCAGUCGCACCUGACGCUGGAGAAACUGGCCCCCUAGGCCGUCCUACUGUGACCACUCGAAACGCCGCAGAUUCUCUGAUGGAAGCCAUAGACAUCUACAGCAGCCAGACUCAGAGCCAGGAAUCAGAGCCGCCACACCCUCUGAUGGUGGCCUACGGAACAGCCAACGAUCCCGACCGCUUCCUCUUCACCGUCUUCUCCGCCCUCCGUCUGCCCGGGAGUGCUGGAAUGGCUGGCAUGGAGCACGCACUCGGAUCCCUCCACAGUGACCACGUCAAGCGCCUGCUUCCGCGUCUCGCCGCCUGGCUGGAGCGCGGUUGGGACGUGGAGUUGUGCGGACGCGCCAUCCGCUACCUCUGCACUCUUCACGCGGGCCUAGUCACCACCGAUGCCAAUCUGGCCAGCACUCUGGCCGCCGCCCAGGCAGCCAGGCAGUCGUAUCUGUCGCGGACAAGAAAAAUGCUCGGAAUGAAUCUGGCGGCGCUGUCGUUUUUGCAGCAAAAGAUUGAAGAGGAGGACCAAGUCUCCCUGUUUAGCGAGGCCACCGACCAACGCGCGAAACGCGCCAAGAAGAUCAAAGAACGCUUGGCCCAAAGGGUCGCCAUUGCAACCGGAUAA